AUGAUCUUCCAACGGUAUUCAACCAAACACAGCCGAACCAAAAUAUCACACUGCAAAACUACCAGUUCCAUUAGACUCGAAGCUCGAUCAUCCCGCGUUCCACUUUCUAGCGUAGAUAUAACAGCGGAAACUUCAGCGGAUAUAAGCAUACCGAAAAUUCUGGAAGACGAGCAUUUGUGCCUCCAGGAAUCUCUUUUACGUGUGCUACAACGAAACGAAUCGGUUCCACCCUCACUGGUGAAAAAAUUUGAACUGUUAGCAGAUUCCAAUAUGGUAGACGAGCUGCGCGAGGCGCUUGUUGAUAUAAAUAAGCUUAGAUCCUUGUAUUUGAAACUAUUUGGCCAGACCAGAGAGUCACUUUCUCACCUGCAUCACGAUGGUCCACCACCCGUUCCAGAGACCCCACCACCGAUGUCUUUCGAAGAUGAGCUGCUCAACUGUAUGGUUGACUGUAACGGAGAUUUCCUCUCAGAAGAUGAUUCAACAGAGAGGUCAUCUCAAACAUCGGAAAAAGAAUGCGAACCUAAGCCAAACAGCGCAAUCUCACCAAAAGAAAAAUCGACCCGCAAUACAACCGAUCGGAUAAUCUCAAAUAUCACGGAGAAUGCAGUUUCCAACAAAAAAUCUGACCGUGAUGCUGUACGCAGCAGUCAACUCAAGGUGCCCAGAGAAGAGGUGAUUUCCAGCUUACCAAGCCUAUCAACCAACAGUGCAGACUCAGUUUCCCAUAUUUUUGGAGGCUUUUCAUUACGAGUCUUGAAAGUUAUUCUAAAAUUGAUAACUGAGCAACCAGAAUUCCAAGAAGCCAUGCAAAGACGAACCUUUCUGACACCUCCUAUCGUCUAUGCCGACUUCUACUUUAUCGAGAACGUAGACCGGAUUAUUCAGGAAGACUACGUUCCAACUCUUCAGGAUAUACUGGUCAUGCGCGAGCCUUCCAAAGCGGUACGAGAAAUGCUGACAACGGUUGGAUCCACAAACCUUCGAAUCGUUGACCUUGGACUGCAGACCCUCAAUUUGCACAGACAUUUGCAUUACUUCGAAUCUGUCAGUGCGGUUUUAUUCCUGGUCUCGUUACCCGACUGUCUCAAAAGGUCAUAUGACUUAAACAGAAAGGGUGAACUUGAAACGUCCGUUGAAUUAUUUGAGACGCUGAUGUGUUCUCCACAUAUGCUCAAGAAGGAGUUUGUAGUGUUCUUGAACAAAUUGGAUUUGAUCAGGGAAAAGUUCUCUGAUGACGGUCCAAACAAUGAACAGGAAGAAAGCAUGAAGGAACGAUUCCUGGCGCUAAAACGCAAGCAGGAUGCGAAAGGAAGUCACAUCAGUAUCAAUGUGAUUUGUGCCUUGGAUGUGGAUGAAAUGAGAGAAGCGAUUCGAGAAAGUUUACGUGUGAUCUUUGAAUACAAUCGAAAACGUCAUGUACUA
Molecule: messenger RNA, 1425 nt
Organism: Opisthorchis viverrini
Lineage: Eukaryota; Metazoa; Platyhelminthes; Trematoda; Opisthorchiida; Opisthorchiidae
Exons: 6
Biological process (GO): adenylate cyclase-modulating G protein-coupled receptor signaling pathway
Cellular component (GO): heterotrimeric G-protein complex
Molecular function (GO): GTPase activity; G-protein beta/gamma-subunit complex binding; G protein-coupled receptor binding
Source: RefSeq, a predicted model, not a curated record